Molecule: messenger RNA, 2892 nt
Organism: Parastagonospora nodorum SN15
Lineage: Eukaryota; Fungi; Ascomycota; Dothideomycetes; Pleosporales; Phaeosphaeriaceae
Exons: 2
Coding region: 1-2892 (963 amino acids)
Biological process (GO): positive regulation of TORC1 signaling
Cellular component (GO): cytoplasm
Molecular function (GO): protein binding
Source: RefSeq, a predicted model, not a curated record
AUGGAAGCUGCGAUCCGAUGGUCGCCGCACUCCACCCAGUCCAAUCCCCGGUUCUUGAUAAUCGAUGUCGCGGGGAAUCGACUACGCCUUUGCCAAAUCGAUGGUCUGUCCAAAAAGAAGGUCAACUACAGACAGAUAUGCAUCCGCGAUAAGCUGCCCAACUACACGGCCUUUGACUGGUCCAAGAAGGAUGCCAGUGUCGUUGGAAUCGGUUCAGCGACUGGUGAGGCUGUACUAGUGACACUGGACCCUGAAAGACCCGAUCACGACCUCAUCCAUGCAUUCCCCAUCCGGCAUCAGCGGAAGUGCAAUUCAAUCGCAUUCAGCAACAAGAAUCUCCUGGCCACUGGGCUCGACAGGGUCAGAAAUGAUGUUUGCUUAAACAUCUAUGAUCUGAAUGAUUCAAGAAUCACCAGCAAAGAUGAGCCGUACAAGAAAUUGGCAAGCUCAGAGGCUAUCUAUAGCAUCAAGUUCUUCACUGGACAGCCGGAUACACUCAUUGCUGGUGUUUCAAGGCAGUACGUGCGUAUCUAUGAUCUUAGAGACUCGACGACCACUGGCAUCGCCCAAUUUCAGACACGCCAAGUGCACAAUAUCGCCAUAGAUCCCAUGGAUGAGAACUACUUCCUCUCUGCCGGCACCACAGGCGAUCCAACUGUGACUGUCUGGGAUCAGCGAUUCGUUAAGCAGCGCAGCACCUCCAACGACGCUGCGAACUCCGGUGCGGUUCUGGAGUUCAAGCCAGUCGUUGACAACAGCCAGGCAGCGAGUAUUUGGAGCCUGCGCUACUCUGGUACCAAGAGAGGAACUUUUGGUGUACUUGCGAACACGGGAGAGUUCAAGAUAAUUGAGCUAGCACAGCACACACAUCGGCUAGAUCCGACAUCAAAGACCUCGUCUGGGCCAGGAUGGUCUUCACCACACUAUACCAAAGCCACACACCAUUUCCGAUAUCCACUACACGACAAGGCCCAUCCUCAGGAUCCCAAAGACCGUGUUGUUGCGUAUGAUUUCAUGACAGCUGGAAACAUAAUGAGCGGACAAUGCGCUCUCGCUCUGCUCCCCAACCGCGAGGUAGAGGUGCUUAAAGUGCCCCCUCCAGCGCCAAAGAUCAACGUCAGUGCUCUCGAAGAGAUUUACAAAGACAGAUAUUGCAUUGCAAAACCCAGCCUGCCGCACGGCACGGUGGCCAACGACCUCAUCGAAGUCCAAAACCUCGCGUUGAGCACCAAAUUUGGCAUUGAUUAUGACAUGGGAAACAGUCUGUCAGAGAGCAUGACCAGGUUCAGUCUAAGCAACAGCCAGCGAAGUCUCCCUCUGCUGUCAGCAACGCAUCCAAGUCACGAAAUGCACGAAGACCUCCUGAACCUAGGAUAUCCUGACGUCAAGAUUCCCUUAGACGACUACCUUGCUGUACUGCAUGCAGCGAAGCGUCGAGCUCAGGAAGGCUACUCCCUGGAUUGCGACAAGAACAAGCAGAUCUUGAGCAACGAUCCUUGGCUAGUCGAUGCUUGGACGCUGGUCGAUCGUAUGGACGCCCAUGCGGUAGGCGACGGCAUGGUAGGGAACGGAUUGGACCUGAAAUAUCUCGGUGUCACUGCUAUAUGGGCCAACGAGCUCACCAUGUACGACGAUCGUCUCAUCGAUCCCGACGCAAAGACAAGCCAAGAAAUGUUCAGCGAUGCCGUCAAAGAGAUUGUCGACGUCAUGGAGCUUCCACCCUUCGAAGGCGUCAAGACAGAAUACCCAGAGAACAGACAGCUAUGUCUGAGCCUCUGCGGCUGGCCACUCUCCAACACCGCCGCCCAGCACUCCUGCGAACAACUCGUCGACUCGGGCAGCAUCUACAAAGCCAUCGUCCUCGCCGUCUUCCAAGGCCACAAAGACAUCGCCCUCUCCCUCCUCCGCUCCACCCUCCAACAAAAGAAACUCCCCCAGGACGACAUCGGCCUCGCCGCCGUCAUCGCCUGCGCCUCCCCUACAUCCUCCAUCUCCCCCGAACAACGCUCCACAUGCGCCUGGAUGGCCGACAUGACCACCGACCCGUAUCUCAAAUCCCUCCUCACAUACUUCAUCUCCGCCUCCUGGGACACUGUCGUCUCCAUGCCCCAACUCGCCCUCUCCGACCGCGUCGCCAUCGCCCUCAAAUACCUGCCCGACACCUCUCUCACAUCCUUCCUCAACUCCCUCACAUCAUCCACCAUAUCCUCCGGCUCCAUCUCCGGCCUGCUCCUCACUGGCCUAACAACCCGCGCCCUCGACCUGCUGACCGUAUAUAUUUCCCAGCACCCCUCCGGCAUCCAAGACGCCGUCCUCCUCCUCUCGCGCGCCUGUCCCUUGUACAUCCAAGACGCCCGCUUCCCCCUCUGGCGCGACAUCUACCUGUCACACAUGCAGACCUGGCGCGCCUUCCUGCAGCGCACACGAUAUGUGAAAGAACACAACCGCGCAACCGUCACGCGCGAGGGCCGCAGCACAAACAAACCAAACCAGCCCAGCCUCACCCUGCGCUGUCUGAAUUGCCAGCAGAACCUCGCGCUGCGCAAGGACCCUGCGCAAAACUCCAAGCCCAGACUCGUCCCUACGUCCACGUCGUCGGCCAGACCCGCGGCUAGGCCCAAACACGCAUCGAGUAGUCCCGCCCUCGCGUGUCCGAAUUGCGGGACGCAGAUGCCCAGGUGUGGGAUCUGCAUGUUGUGGCUGGGAAGUCCGGACGCGAGCAAAGUAGGGGCUGCGGCGAGUCUGGCGGGGGAGGAUUUGGAGGCGCGGUUGAUGGUGUUUUGCAUGGGGUGUAGUCAUGGGUUUCAUGGGCAUCAUGCGCGGGAUUGGUUUGCGCGGCAUGCCAUGUGUCCGGUGCCGGACUGCGGGUGUAUGUGUGGGUUGUUGAAAUGA